AGGGAGGGGGGAGGGAGAGAGAGCCGCGGACCCGAGGCUGUGCAAACUGAAAGCGGCGUCCAUUAUUGCUCCGACCGAGAAUGCUGCACACGGACUACAGCGCGCAGGCUGUCACGCAGAGUGGCACAGUCAGGCUGUAGCGCGUAGCUUGUCACGCAGAGUGGCACAGUCAGGCUGUAGCGCGUAGUUUGUCACGCAGAGUGGCACAGUCAGGCUGUAGACAGACUCCUGCCCAGGAGGAGCCUCUCUACUCGGCCAUGAAUCCGCUGCUUCUGUUGCUGCUGCUACUGCCCAGUCUCUGCUCGAUUCUCGUGUGCGCGACUGGGUUUGCGUCGCGUCCUGCGGAGGGAGCGACGCGGACUGGAAACAACGUGACGCUGAGACUCGGGGAGACGGCGAUCCUGAGGUGCUACCUGGAGGGCCACGUGGGCCGCGUCGCGUGGCUCAACCGCUCCAGCAUUGUGUUUGCCGGCUCUGACAAGUGGUCGAGUGAUCCGCGUGUCACGCUGGUGGGGGUCGCCGGGGGCGGCGAGUACAGCCUGAGGGUCGCUCAAUUGACCCCCCGCGACGAGGGGACCUACACCUGCUCCGUGCAGACGCCCAGCAGCGGCCCCCAUACCACUCACUACCACCUCAUCGUGCAGGUGCCGCCCAGGAUCACGAACAUCUCGGGGGACGUGACGGUGAACGAAGGCGCCAACGUGACCAUCUCGUGCUGGGGUAUGGGACAACCUGAGCCCAGCAUCACCUGGAGACACCUCUCUCCCGCGGCCAAGGAUGACGAGUAUGAGGGCGAGUUCCUGGAGAUCGAGGGCAUCUCGCGCGACCAGGCCGGCGAAUACCAGUGCAGCGCCACCAACGACAUCGCGUCCACAGACACGCGCAAAGUGCGUGUCACCGUCAACUAUCCCCCGUCGGGACUGGAGGUGCGCAGCAAUGGCAUGCUGGUGGGCCGCUUGGGUUCUCUGCGAUGUGAGGCCGCUGCCGUUCCCCUGCCAUCGUUUCUGUGGUUCAAGGAGAACAAGAGGCCGUGUGAGUCAUGCAGGCUACAAGAUGGCGUGAGCGGGGUGAGCAUCCGCACGGAGGGCCGGCGAUCCACUCUCUCCUUCCACAACGUCACAGAGCUCCACUAUGGCAACUACACCUGCCAGGCCACCAAUCCCCUGGGGCUCAGCACCGUCAGUCUGCUGGCCACACGAAGUCAUUCUCCCAGUUACCCCACUCCCAUUCAAGCAGGUGACAGCUACGCCCAGGAGGACCCCAGUUCAAACGGACACCAGUCUCCAGCCCGGGCCGUCGCGGGCCUGGUUCUGGUCCUGGCUGCGAGCGCCGCUUUUUCCUUCUCUGCGCAGUGAACAGCGCAAUCGCCGGGCUGCUCAGCCGUUUUUAACAUCGGUCAUCGUCGUCGUGUCCUAGGGCCCGGUCUCUUCAGCCGUGCCGCGGUCGCCGUGGAGAAGGUGCGGCGGAGCCCCGCUUGGCCAGGAGUUGUGGUGACUUCUCGCGCCGUGGGCUCUGUGUGUGAGCGCCGGGCCACCGUGGACUGAAACUGGAAAUUAAAACGAGAAUGUUUCUGUCUCACUUAUCUAACAUAGCAUCGUGUGGAGCUAACGAUGGUUAAUAACGGAGUAUAAAGGGAAUGUGUUCAUGCCUAGGUGACAUAGGGUUUUGAGCACGAUGCCAUCUAUGUUUUUGUGAGGUGUACAGCAAUAAAUGUGUGUUAGACAGACAGGAGGGGUUUGUGUGUGUGUGCGUGUAAAUGUUCACGAUGUGUGCUGAGCAGCUUUGUACAGAAUAACGUUUAUAGAAUGAUGUAAUUUUUCUGUGAAAAAAACAAUAUUUUUCAAGCUUAACCUUAAAUGUGAUUUGUCACUCCGGUUUCCCUUGAGGGACAGUGCCAAUGGACAGAGUGAGUGAGCUAGGUGUGAAUUUGACUGUGUUGUUGAUGUGCGAUGUUGGUCAAGGAUCAGGGUGAGGUUUGUGUCCAAUUUCCAGUGGGGGGAGGAUAAGAAAUGUCGGCUUUUACCAACCCGCACUGCCUGGCGUGGGGAAGUAUGUUCAAACAAUCACAAUCACCAUGGCCGGAACGGCGUGAGGAGGCCUGCAUCCAACGAUAGAUUGACAACCUGAGAACCCUAAUCAUGUAACGCAUAAUGCGCCAUAUUGCCUUAAUGUGUUAUAUGCAAUCUGGAUUUGAAGCUUUUGUGACUGCAGGAAUCCACACUCUUUGGUUCUUUCGGUAAAGUCACGUGACUUUACCGAAAGAACCAAAAAGUUUGUGUUAUAUGCACUUUGAAAUAAUAACGAUGCUUUUCCUCUUGGGAAGACCCACUGAGUUGCAAAACUCGUUUUCAGGGUGGCACUGCCACAUUGCGGUGUAUGGCGAAUUCCAAUAAUGAGAGUUUGGCUUCCUGUGUGAGGAAACUGGAGAAAACCCAUAAUGCAUAGGAGUGGGUGACACUCAAAUCUCCCAAUGGAUACAUUCAAGAAUAUAUUGCUGUGCUUCCACCUGCUGGCCACCUCAAAGCUGGUCCCAACCCAACAACACCUGUGGUACUCCAAGCAGCCUCCCACUCCACCACGAACCAGGCUCAGCCCAGGAAUCACACAUUCUGAAUCCCUUAUCCAGGGCUGACAACUGGAAGUGUAGUGUGGCGUGUUUGUGCUUUUGUGGUGCUUGUGUUCACGUAUCGUGUGCUACUGGUACUAAUCGUAACCCUAAUAAUCAACCCCCAUAGCUCACGUUUAUUUCAGACUAAAUUCAGUUUAUUUGGGAUAUACCUAUGUGAACUUUGUUUUAAUCACUUUUAAAUUAUGCUUCGGGUUGUUUUGGACUCCGUAUUACAUGUUGCUGUAACCAUUAAAAGAUAAACAUUUAAUCUCAA
Petromyzon marinus (sea lamprey) is the source of this 2882-nucleotide messenger RNA. The record is from RefSeq and is a predicted model, not a curated record. Lineage: Eukaryota; Metazoa; Chordata; Hyperoartia; Petromyzontiformes; Petromyzontidae.